UCGACGCGAUGCAUGAUCCUUUUGCACUUAGCACCUCCGAUCAUCCUGGACUGCUGUUAAUUUCUCAUCCGCUUUCUGGUAACAAUUUUCUCUCCUGGAAAAGGUCGAUUAUGAUAGCUUUGGGAGCUAAAACUAAGCUAGGAUUCAUUAAUGGUGAAAUUGAAAAACCGGAUGAAAAUAGUGAAGGAUAUGCUGUUUGGAAAAAGGUCGAUUGGACAGUGUUGUCCUGGAUUUUGAACUCAUUGUCAAAGGACAUAGCUGAAUCCUUUGUUUAUGCGGAUACUUCAAAGGAAUUAUGGGAAGAUAUUUGUCAACGGUUUGGUGAAAAUAAUGGACCUUUGAAAUAUAAAAUACAAAGGGAAAUCUCUAACCACUGCCAAGGAAAUAAGUCUGUCAUGGAGUAUUUUAAUAAGUUGAAAAAACUUUGGGAUGAAUACAGUUGUGUAGCUCCUCUUCAGCUUUGCAAUUGUGAAAAGAGGAAAUUUGUGGUGCAGCAGGACUCUGAAACAAAGCUAAUACAGUUUUUGAUGGGACUUAAUGAUAGUUAUGAUAAUCUUAAGAGUCAAAUCAUGCUCAUUGAUCCUCUACCUACAAUAAAUAGAGCUUACUCUAUGGUGCUCUCAGCUGAAAGACAAAGGAAUGUACAAAUGGAAUAUGGGGAAAGAAUUGAUAAUUCUGCUAUGAUUGCUAAGGUUGAUGGAUAUGGGAGAAGUGCUGGGAAUAAUAAUAGAGGAGGAAGAGGUGGCUACAUGGGACAAGGAUUGACAGGAGGAAGAGGCAGAGGCUAUAGAAUGACUAGAGAGGAAAAGGCAAAACUUCUAUGUGAUAAAUGUGGUAUGCAUGGCCAUACUAUAGCUACUUGCUUUAAGGUGCAUGGGGUCCCUGAGUG
This is a messenger RNA of Striga hermonthica, 889 nucleotides long. The record is from the annotation of a GenBank genome assembly. Lineage: Eukaryota; Viridiplantae; Streptophyta; Magnoliopsida; Lamiales; Orobanchaceae.